CUUAGUUGCUGACUAGGAUAAAAAAUAAAUGAAAAUGGGAAUUACCUUGAAGGACGUCGCUCAAUUAAGGACAAAAUGAGCCGUAUCUUGUGGACACGCGUCAGGUUGAUAUGGUUUUGAGAAAGAAAAAAAUCAGUUCCUCGACGAAAUCGUUUCUAAUUGGAGAAGAAGGUGAAACUGAAUCGAUUCGUCUCUCUCUCUCUCUCUCUCUGUUUCGGAUGAAUUCUCCUUUGAGUUACAAGAAUCUGAGACUCGUUUCUAAAUCCAUCGCUUUCAAAUGUCUUCUUCUUGUUGGAAUUGCUCUGUUCUAUAAAGCUCUGUUUCUGUCUUCCUCUCCCAGAAUCGUUCUCUUGACUCGAGCUCGUCACACCUCACAUUCCUACUCAACCGGUGGAGUCGGGACAGAUAAGUUUCUCGAGGUUCCUCAGAUCGUAUGGGGACUGAACAAUCGAAGGACUAUGCUAAGGUCUUUGAGUGUAUGGUUGUGGUCAAUGAGAUCUCGAGAGAGGCAGAUAAAGUUGUGAUGAAAAUCAGAGAAGCAGGGGAGAAUGCAGCAAGAGAACAGGGUCUUGUUCCUUUUGUUGCGGUUCACAUGAGGAUAGAGAUAGAUUGGAUGAUACACUACACUGUAAUUUGUCCUAGCAAUAAUCUAUAUAUUUAGCAAAGUCCUUACCAAUGUUUCUUAAACACAAAGUAUUAAUAAAAUACUUAAGGACUCAAAACUAAGAAACAACCGAUAAUUAUGCUCUAACAA
Messenger RNA from Raphanus sativus (radish), 754 nucleotides. Its product is annotated as O-fucosyltransferase 23-like. The record is from RefSeq and is a predicted model, not a curated record. Lineage: Eukaryota; Viridiplantae; Streptophyta; Magnoliopsida; Brassicales; Brassicaceae. The transcript is spliced from 2 exons. Bases 111 to 524 code for a protein of 137 amino acids.